AUGCCCGCCAUUCGGACGGCGCACGACGAGACUUCUCGUGCGGAUACGCACCACCAAUCGCGCCUUUCGAAAUGGCUGACGAAAACAACCGUCACCUCUGCACUGGAAGGACAGGACAACGUCGAACUAAAUGAAGAACAGGAGGGAGCGCUGCGGUUGGUAGUUGAGGAUCGGCGCAAUGUUUUCUUCACCGGGAGCGCUGGCUGUGGUAAAUCGCUCCUGUUGCGCCGGAUGAUCAAGGACCUCCAAAAACGACAUAUCGAUGAUGGCCCCUAUGCCGUUGCCGUGACGGCCAGCACCGGCAUCGCGGCUCGCCACAUCGCUGGUGUGUUACCCAAUCUUCAUAUCACGACAGCGCUCGAGGAAUUGCCUAGUCGAGAAGAUUCAGAAGAAUCCGCGGUUGCUGGAAAGAUGGAUCGAUGCCAAGUAUCGAUGAUACAUGGAGAUGUUCUCACUCUCGCCAACGGAGUCGGCAGGAAGAUACGGAGAUCCGACGCACCCUUUGGCGGGAUUCAGCUUGUCCUCUCAGGCGACUUCUACCAACUUCCCCCCGUUUGCACGAACAAGAAGAAGCUGCAGUUCGCAUUUGAGUCACAGGCUUGGAUCGACGCUAUUGAAAUCAAAAUCGAAUUGAAACGUGUUUAUCGGCAGAGCGAAGACGGCGAGGCUUUCAUUUGA
Mycena citricolor is the source of this 678-nucleotide messenger RNA. Lineage: Eukaryota; Fungi; Basidiomycota; Agaricomycetes; Agaricales; Mycenaceae. The record is from the annotation of a GenBank genome assembly.